CACCGCGCCGGCCCUGUGGACGUGCGCUCGCUGCCUUCGGGGCUCCUGGGCCCUGAGAUGCGCGGCUCCUGGGCCAUUGCCUGCUCCAGGUGCGUGAGGAGAACUUCCGAAACCUGGACAUCUGUGGAGUUUAAAAACACUAUGGAGUGCAUCACAGUGCGUCACUAAAGAAUAUGAUGGCUGAAAACAAUGUUAAAAUGCUAAAGAUUCAACAAUGUGUAGUUGCCAACAAACUACCUAGGAACAGGCCAUACAUUUGCAAUAUUUGCUUCAAGCACUUUGAAACACCAUCAAAAUUAGCUAGGCAUUAUCUCAUUCAUACAGGUCAAAAGCCAUUUGAAUGUGAUGUCUGUCAUAAAACCUUUAGACAACUAGUUCACCUGGAGAGGCAUCAGCUAACUCAUAAUCUGCCUUUUAAAUGUAGUAUUUGUCAGCACCACUUUAAAAAUCUGAAGACGUUUGUGAAGCACCAACAACUUCACAAUGAAACCUGUCAGAAUGAUGUUAAACAGGUCAGAAGACUGCUGGAGGCUAACCAAGAAAAGCCAGUGUACGGAGUUUAUAAUACUUUUACCCCAGAGGAAAGAUGGGCUUUAUACCCAUGCUCUAAGUCUGAUCCCACAUAUAGCACUACGAAGAAAAGAAAGAAUGUUCAUGCAUGUACAAUCUGUGGCAAGAUGUUUCCAUCACAGUCAAAACUUGAUAGACAUGCACUUAUUCAUACUGGCCAGAGGCCUUUUAAAUGUGUCUUGUGCAGUAAAUCUUUCCGACAGUCAACUCAUUUAAAAAUCCACCAACUCACACAUUCAGAAGAAAGACCUUUUCAAUGUUGUUUUUGUCAAAAAGGAUUUAAGAUUCAAAGCAAGCUUCUGAAGCAUAAACAAAUCCAUACUAGGAAUAAGACUCAUUCAUUAAAGGCAAGAAGUCCAGAAUCAUGCCCCCUGCCUAAUAAAUUUAAUGCAAAGCAAGAUAGUUUUGAAAAUGGUGAUGUGGGUGAAUCUGAGGAGAAUAAUCCACUUGAAGUCCACUCUAUUUAUAUCGUCCCUUUUCAGUGUCCAGAGUGUGAAGAAUGUUUUGAAUCAGAGCAGAUUCUCAAUGGACACAAGUGUUUUCCUGCCAGAGGUGGCAAAAUUCCAGGCAGGCUCAAAAGAAGCUACAACUAUAAAACCAUUGUUAAAAAAAUCUUGGCCAAGCUUAAACGUGCUGGGGGUAAGAAAUUAGGUAACUUUCAGUCUGAGAAAAAACUAUUGAAAAACAGUUUCUUGAAAAAUUGUGAUCUUAUUUCUGGUGAACAGAACUCUGAUCAUACCCAGAGAACAUUUUUAAGUUCUCUUGGCAAACAUGGAACAUGUAAGACAGUUGGCAAUAAAAAGAUGAAAACAUUGACUUUGCCAUUUUCUUGGCAAAAGCAAUUCCAGAGCCAAAAUAUGGGCAAAAAUUUGAAAGAUAUUCUGGCGACAGAAAACAUGUUAACUAUAGAUAAUUCAGUGAAUAAUAAAGACAUAUCAAUCUAUGGCUCAUCAGGUGAGGAAUUCUUUAAUAACUGUGAAGUGCUUCAGUGUGGUUUUUCAGUUCCGAGUGAAAACAUACAUACUGGACAUAAGAUAUGUCCUUGUGACAAAUGUGAGAAAGUAUUUCCUUCUAUAUCCAAACUACAAAGACAUUAUUUAAUUCAUACUGGACAGAGGCCUUUUGGCUGUAAUGUUUGUGGAAAAUCUUUUAGACAGUCAGCUCACUUAAAAAGACAUAAACUGACUCAUAUUGAAAAGAUUCCUUAUAGAAGAUCUCUUUGCCAUGCAGAAUUUGGACAUUUAAAUAAACUUUUCAUUCAUCCAGGUGAUAAUAUUAACUGUAAUCCAUCCCAACAAUGUCAAGCUCUUGGCUUUCAAAAGUAUGAGGUCUCAGAACCAGAGCCAAUAUCAGAAAUAAAAGUUCAGGCAGAAUCACAGGAUUUUAUUCUUGGUAGCCACUGUAGGAACAAGCAGCCCUAUUUCUCUAAUGUACUUUUGGAAUCAGAGCAGAGCCAUCUUUGUUGUAGCUAUUCAGGGCGUCCUGAGAGAAAUGAUGGCCUUCUUUACCAAUGCAGUGUUUGUUCUAAAAGUUUCCGAUCUCCAUCUAAACUGGAAAGACACUAUCUAAUUCAUGCAGGGCAGAAACCAUUUGAAUGUUCAGUUUGUGGCAAAACAUUCAGACAAGCUCCUCACUGGAAGAGACAUCAACUUACUCACUUUAAAGAACGACCACAAGAGAAAGUAUUGUCUUAAAUUCACUUACAUAAGUGACAAAUCACUAAUAUAUUUUUGGUCUCUGGCAAGCUUGUUCUGAAAGCCUAUAUUGUUUAAAAUGCAUUUUUAUCAAAAGAUCUUCAUUAGAUUGAAUGAUUUCAUAGGCAGUUAACUUGUCCUGCAUAGUAAGGCAGUAAGAUAUAUAGAAAAUCAAUACAGUGUUUUAGAAUUAGCCAAAUUAAUAUUUUAGAGAGAAGAACAUGAUUUGAUGUUAUAAACAUUGUAUUUUAAUAUAAACUUGUUUUGGCUAUAUUGAAAAUUAUAAAUCCACCAUGCUGUGCAAAUAACAGUCUCUUUCAUACUCCUUAAGACAUGCCAUCUCUUUUUAGGUAUAUACAAAAGACAGAGAGGCAAAAACUGGUCUUUUAGCUACAGCAAAUAGCCCCACUCUAUUUCAUUUAUUUUGCAUUUCAUAGGAAAGUAUAAUUUUUUCACCUACAGUUCAAGUUGUAGUACAAAUCUUUUUUAAGUUUAAAAAAAUACAGAGGCAGUAAAAGUGAAAAUGGAUGAAAAAAAUUAUACCAUUAUUUUCAUUGGCCUUUUCAAAGCUAUAUAUGUGAUAAUUCAUAUUCUUUUCUUCAGGUAAUGCAGAUUUUUUUGUUUUCAUUCUUUGCCCAGGCUGCUGUUGUGUUUCCCAAAAAAAUGUAAAAGUAGUAAGGAGACUCGGUGCACCUAUAUACAUUUAUUAUGUUUACUUUCCAGUAAGACUUUCUAAGUGCCAUAAUCUUUUUGAUAAUAUGUGUGUAGUUUUAUCUAUUCAGAGGAAUAAAUGCAAUUCUUACAUUUGUUAAUGGGUGACAACAGUAGUCAUAGACUUAAAACUCUCACUGAGAGAUUUGCAUCUCCAUAAGACUAAUAUUUAUUUUAGUAAAAUUUUGCUUUAAUACCUGUUUAAUUGAGUGGCCCUAUGAUUUAACUAAAUUUAUUCUAGGUUUGAUAAUUGGUAGUGACUAGGUCUAGUUUUAGUUAUUAUUUCCCUAUAUUUUUGCAAAACUAAUACUAAAGAAGGUUAUUUUGGUUCUUAUUAAAUUGCUACUUUAAUUAGUAAGGUAAUUAUUCCUGUAUAGAAAAAAUUCUUAUAGAGUUAAGGGUAUCAUUCUUCUAAACAUGAUUGUCAUGAUUUGAGAAAUAUUUUAUUCUAAAUAUAAAAGUUCAUAAUCAUAAAUUGUCCUUCAUAUUUGCCAUUGUUUAUGCAAUCUUUUAAGAAUGAUCUAACAAUAAAAGAAAUUAAACAUUGUGUUUCUAAGGUGAAAAGGAGAGGUGGAUAUUUAUCCUAGCACACUGUAAUAAAAAGUCUUCUAUUGAGAAUUUGGAUAGCUGAACAAUUGUAAGUUUAUCAUAUUCUAAGAACUGUCUUUUGCUGGAGGUAAUGGGCAUAAAUUGGGGAGGUGAUCUGCUUGCUGCUUUUACUCUAAGUGAAUAUUAAAUAACUUGGGUUUAAUUUAUAGAUGAAACAUGAAAGUACAAAUAAAAUACCCAGUGCUGUA
Messenger RNA from Tupaia belangeri chinensis (Chinese tree shrew), 3772 nucleotides. It is a transcript of the gene ZNF770, whose product is annotated as zinc finger protein 770. Gene Ontology annotation, molecular function: RNA polymerase II cis-regulatory region sequence-specific DNA binding; DNA-binding transcription factor activity, RNA polymerase II-specific. Gene Ontology annotation, biological process: regulation of transcription by RNA polymerase II. Bases 174 to 2264 code for a protein of 696 amino acids. The transcript is spliced from 2 exons. NCBI's taxonomy places the organism in Eukaryota, Metazoa, Chordata, Mammalia, Scandentia, Tupaiidae. The record is from RefSeq and is a predicted model, not a curated record.